GCUGCCUGCCCGGUUCUCCCACUGCUCUCCGGGCGACGAUCGGAGGAUGGAGCCCAGCUUUCCGGAGGCAUGAAACUCCGUCCUCUGUCGGCAGCUCCCCUCCACCGCGCGACGCCUUUGCUGAAAGGGAGGAUUUCAGGAGUCCGGGAGGUUCCCCCUUGAUCGCCGUCCAGAAAGACACUGUGUACUCCUGAACACUUGCUUCCAUCCAGAUCGGGCUGCGCAGAUAAUGAAGAAAAUGAGUAACAUCUAUGAAUCAGCAGCCAAUACUCUGGGAAUCUUUAGCAGCCCCUGCCUGACCAAGGUAGAAUUGAGAGUGGCCUGCAAAGGCAUCUCAGACAGGGAUGCCCUCUCCAAGCCAGAUCCCUGUGUCAUCCUGAAAAUGCAGUCCCAUGGACAAUGGUUUGAGGUUGACCGGACAGAAGUCAUCAGAACUUGCAUAAACCCCAUCUUCUCAAAGCUUUUCACAGUGGACUUUUAUUUUGAAGAGGUGCAGCGGCUACGAUUUGAAGUCCACGACAUCAGCAGCAAUCACAAUGGGCUGAAAGAAGCAGAUUUCCUGGGUGGCAUGGAAUGUACUCUGGGGCAGAUUGUUUCUCAGAGAAAACUCUCCAAAUCUUUAUUGAAACAUGGCAACACAGCAGGAAAAUCUUCCAUAACGGUGAUCGCUGAAGAAUUAUCUGGCAAUGAUGACUACGUUGAGCUUUCCUUUAGUGCACGGAAAUUAGAUGACAAGGAUUUCUUCAGCAAAUCUGAUCCCUUUCUGGAAAUCUUCCGAAUGAAUGAUGAUGCAACCCAACAGCUUGUUCACAGGACAGAGGUGGUGAUGAAUAACUUAAACCCAGCUUGGAAGGCAUUUAAGGUGUCUGUAAAUUCCCUUUGCAGUGGAGACCAAGAUCGCAGACUGAAGUGCAUAGUUUGGGACUGGGAUUCCAAUGGCAAGCAUGACUUUAUUGGAGAAUUUAGUUCAACUUUCAAGGAAAUGCGAGGAGCAAUGGAAGGAAGACAGGUUCAGUGGGAGUGUAUAAACCCCAAGUAUAAAGUAAAGAAGAAGAAUUACAAGAACUCUGGCAUCGUCAUUCUUAAUCUGUGCAAGAUUCACAAGAUGCAUUCAUUCUUAGACUACAUAAUGGGUGGCUGCCAAAUACAGUUUACAGUAA
Python bivittatus (Burmese python) is the source of this 1160-nucleotide messenger RNA. The record is from RefSeq and is a predicted model, not a curated record. NCBI's taxonomy places the organism in Eukaryota, Metazoa, Chordata, Lepidosauria, Squamata, Pythonidae.